GAAAUCGAAGCCAAGAAAGCUUGUGACUGGCUGCGAGCGGCGGGAUUCCCUCAGUAUGCCCAGCUUUAUGAAGACUCGUUGUUCCCUCUCGACAUCGGCGCUGUGAAGAAGGACCACAGCUUCCUGGACCAGGACUCCCUCAAAUCCCUGUGCAGGAGGCUGAUGACCCUGAACACAUGUGCCUCCAUGAAGCUGGAAGUCCACUUUCAACGUAAACAGAAUGAAGACUCCGAGGAGGAAGACCUGUGCGCCAUCAGUGACCGGUGGGCUUUUCAGAGGGACAGCAAGAGGUGGUCCCGGGUGGGCUCCGUCGACGUCCUCUCCCAGGGCUCCGAGGUCCUGAGCUCCACCAUGCGGCUGGCGUCCAGCCACGAGAGCGUCCUCACGGACCUCAGCACCAACCCGGAGGCUGCGUCCCUGCACAGCAGUGGCAGCACGCUGGGCGUCGGGGCCACGCCGCCCGACCCCCCGUCCCCCAUCCUCCCCCCCGCCGCCAUCACCACCUCCAGCCGCAGCGUGAGUGAGCGCUCCUUGCCGGAGCAGCCCUCGAGCCACGGCGAGGGCUCCAAGGAGAAGCUGAAGAAGCGACGGUCUCGCAGCUUCCUUAAGAGGAUCGAGUCCCUCCGAAGGAAGGACAAAGAGAAAGCUGGCCCAGAUGAGAAGGCGGCCCCACAUGGCAGCAUCACAGCCACAUCAGGAUGGGGGUCCCUGAAGACUAAUGGGGACCUUGCAGCCACCAAGGGCAACUCCCCUAAAAGAGGGAUAUCUGCCUCUUUCCAUGGCAAAAAACAUUUCUUCUCGGUAUCGUACAGGACUAACCGCUUGCUAGGUUCAGGCGGGAGCAAGGUGAGCUCUGACUCGAAACGCAGUGGAGUCUACCUGGAGGACUAUGAAACGGCCGUGACAGCCAGCGGCGACUGGGCUGCUGGAGAGUGCCAGCACCGGCAGGCAUGCCGGGGGGAUUGCUUGGUCUACAUCCCCCGGGACCACAAGCCGGGCACCUUCCCCAAAUCCCUCUCCAUCGAGAGCUUGUGUCCCUUGGGCGGCAGCUCCCUGACCCACUGGAAAUCGGGGAACGCGCCUGUCGGGCUGGUGGGAGGCUGCGACUUCUCUGCCUGCAUAGACCGAAAGCUGCGCUGGCACAGCUUCCAGAACUCGCACCGGCCCAGCCUGAACUCUGCCUCCCUGGAGAUCAACCGCCAGUCCUCUGCCCAGCUCAACCUGCUCCAGAAGUGCUCCCUGCUCCGUCUCACGGCCAUCAUGGAGAAGUACUCUGUGCCCCACAAGCAAGCCUGGACGUGGACUGUGCCCAACUUCUCAGGGGUGAAGUCCCGGAUUCAGGCGCUCCGGCACAUGAAUGAAACCAGCCCCGACAACGUCAACUACGACGGGCAGUCGGCGUACGACGUGGCUGACCUGCUGAAGCAGUAUUUCCGUGACCUGCCGGAGCCCAUCUUCACCAGCAAGCUGACGGACACCUUCCUGCAGAUCUACCAGUUCGUGUCGAAGGAGCAGCGGCUGCAGGCGGUGCAGGCGGCCAUUAUCCUCAUGCCGGACGAGAACCGGGAGGUGUUGCAGACCUUGCUUUACUUCCUGAGCGACAUCGCUUCUGCGGAGGAGAACCAGAUGACCGCUGGGAACCUGGCCGUGUGCCUGGCCCCCUCCAUCUUCCACCUCAACGUGUCCAAGAAGGAAAGCACCUCGCCGAGGGUGAUACAUAAGAGGGGCACCAUGGGGAAGCCUGACCAGAAGGACCUCAACGAGAACAUGGCUGCGACGCAGGGGCUCUCCCACAUGAUCACGGACUGCAAGAAGCUCUUCCAGGUAUCCCACGACAUCUUGCUCCAGCUGAGCAGCUCGUAUAUGGCAGCAGAUGCUUACCCCCAUCCCCUGGCUGACUUCGUGUGUCAGGGGGAAAGCAAGGAUUUACACUCCUACUUCGAGCAGAGCGUCCAGAGCCUGCUCAAAGAAUCGUCGGAGAAAUUCAAGGGGUGGCUGAGCACCCCGGGGCCCCUGAACACGGAGCUCUCCUGCAAAAAGGUUGGGGAUGGGCACCCUCUGCGCUUGUGGAAGGUCUCCACGGAGGUCGAGGCCCCUCCCACCACGGUGCUGCACCGGGUGCUUCGGGAGCGUCACCUCUGGGAUGAGGACCUGCUGCAGAGCAAAGUGGUGGAGGCCCUGGACAAGAACCUGGAGGUCUACCACUACGUCACGGACAGCAUGGCACCCCACCCGCGCAGGGACUGCGUGGUGCUCCGGCGCUGGCACACGGACCUGCCGCGGGGAGCCUGCCUGCUCAUCUCCAUCUCGGUGGAGCACGACAAGCUGCCGGUGGAGGGAGGCGUCAAAGCUGUCGUGCUGAUGUCCCAGUACCUCAUCGAGCCCAGCGCCAUGGGACGCUCCAAAGUGACCCACAUCUGCAGAGCUGACCUCAGGGGCCGGUCUCCCGAGUUUCAGUGGGGGCUGGAUGGAUGA
This is a messenger RNA of Pygoscelis adeliae (Adelie penguin), 2475 nucleotides long. It is a transcript of the gene STARD8, whose product is annotated as StAR-related lipid transfer (START) domain containing 8. The coding region runs from base 163 to 2475 and encodes 770 amino acids. NCBI's taxonomy places the organism in Eukaryota, Metazoa, Chordata, Aves, Sphenisciformes, Spheniscidae. Gene Ontology annotation, biological process: actin cytoskeleton organization; signal transduction; regulation of Rho protein signal transduction. The transcript has 15 exons. Gene Ontology annotation, molecular function: lipid binding; GTPase activator activity. The record is from RefSeq and is a predicted model, not a curated record.